Molecule: messenger RNA, 1899 nt
Organism: Aspergillus chevalieri
Lineage: Eukaryota; Fungi; Ascomycota; Eurotiomycetes; Eurotiales; Aspergillaceae
Product: capsule-associated protein CAP1
Exons: 2
Coding region: 1-1899 (632 amino acids)
Source: RefSeq, a predicted model, not a curated record
AUGCCAAAUACUGUCAAAUCACAAUUGGCCAAAUUCGUUCCUUACUCAGCUACCCAAGGUCCGGACCUCCCAUGGCAUCAACCAGAAAACCCGCUUCCCUCUGAAAUUCUGGCACAACAACUGACGAGGCUAAAGUCAUAUGCUCAAGCUAGAUUUGGCAGUUUCCGCGCCAAGGCCCUGGUUGCAGGGCUUUUGAUAUUUCUCUUAGUGGAGCUCAUGAAAGUGUCUGCCGCUUCCAGCUUCGACUCCGAUCUAUACUGUGGUCAUCCUCUAUCUCGAAUCACCAGCGAAGCCCAGCGCUCAUUUGAUGCGGUUAAAUCACGCCAGUCCCGGUCGUUGCCCGAAGCAGUGGCCGAAUAUAAAAGAAGAUAUGGGAUGCCGCCACCGCCGCACUUUGACAAGUGGUACGAAUUUGCUGUCGCUCGAGAAACGGUCUUGGUGGAUGAAUCUGACACUAUUUAUCACGAUCUACUUCCCUUCUGGGCCCUCCAGCCGAGAACUAUCCGAUCCCGCACAAGGGAAGACCUGGGGUACGAUAACGGACUGGUGGGCAUAUUGAUACGCCAUGGCCAGUUCGAGAACCUGCACGGUGGAGGACAGGGCGGUUUUCAAUCCAUGGCAAUUCAGACCAUGAUCGCUCCAUUCGCUCAUUUGCUGCCAGAUAUGGAUCUCGCUUUCAAUGUCCAUGAUGAGCCUCGCGUGGUAGUCCCGCACGACAGUCUUGCCCGGAUGGUGAUCCUAGGUCAAAAAGCGCAGUCACGUUUGCUGUCCAACGAGAAAGGCUUGGUAAAUCGGUUUUCACCCCCGCCAGGGGAGCUCAAUGAAGACAUUGUCGACAAUCCACGGACCCGAUAUCACGACAUCGAGAUGCAAGAGACGUGGCUCUUUGGCCGAUUAUCUUGUCCGCUUGAUUCGCCUGCAAGGCAACUAAAUGGUGGCGCACCGGACAACCCAGAUAUUCUUGGCGAUGCCUCGCUAGGCCUCGUUACCAAUCAUACCGCUUUCAGUGAUAUCUGUCAAACCCCAUCACUCCAAUACCGCCUGGGCUUCUUUGACAAGCCCAACGCUUGCAAGCUCUCGCCAGACUUGACCCCGGUCUUUUCGAUGUCGAAGCUAUCUUCGUUCCAGGAUGUACUCUACCCAUCUCCAUGGUAUUACACAGACCAAGUCUACUUCGACAAGGACGAAGGUGUUGAUUGGAACCAUCAAAUCCCGCAGUUGUAUUGGAGGGGAUCGACAACAGGCGGGUUCAGUGACAAAGGGACAUGGCGCCAGCAUCUGCGGCAGUAUUUGGUGGAUGCGCUCACCCAUUUCCAUCCUAACACAACGCAACCGUUACUGUCGCAAGAGCGCCCGGGCUCAAAUAAUUGCGGCAGUGCAUGGGAGAAAAGUUGGAAUCUCAAUGAAACCCAUGCCGAGUUUGAUGAGAUGUUCAACAUCAAGUUUACCGAGAUAAAGCAAUGCAGCAAAGCGGAUUGUGAUGAGGAAGACGAUUACUUUGACACGGCACGACGAUCGAAGCAAUCAGAGGCAUGGAAGUACCGUUACCUUCUGGAUAUGGACGGCAACGCCUACAGCGGACGAUUUUAUGCUUUCCUGCAAAGCUACGCCGUAACUAUGAAGCUGGCGUUUUUCAGGGAAUGGCAUGCGAACAUCCUCUUUCCCUGGGUACAUUAUGUACCCCUUAGCCUUAAGACGAUCGGCUACGCCGAGAUUCUCCGAUUUUUCGAGCACGAUCCAAAAGGGCAAACGGCGGCCAAGCGUAUUGCGGAUUCCGGGCGCAACUGGGCUCACAACGCACUUAGACACGAAGAUAUGGAGGUUUACAUGUUUCGAUUAUUGCUGGAGUAUGGGCGUUUGGUUGACGAUAAUCGUGAAUCACUUGGAUACCACGGGUGA